AUGAAGAAUGGCUUUUUUUUUUUUUUGUCCCUUUCGUCUAGUGGUUCGGACAUCGUCUUUUCAUGUCGAAGACACGGGUUCGAUUCCCGUAGGGGAUAUCUACUCAUUCUCGGCCGCUUUCAGUUAGUGUUCAUUGAUCGGGUGGAUCUAUAUGCUUCGGGGAGUGAGACGAGGUGUAGCGCAGUCUGGUCAGCGCAUCUGUUUUGGGUACAGAGGGCCAUAGGUUCGAAUCCUGUCACCUUGAUGUCUUUUUUUUCGCUAUGCCGCUCCGCCCGCCACAGCAUAUAUAUAAAAAAGAGGGAAGAAAGAACAACCGUUUGA
This is a messenger RNA of Brassica oleracea var. oleracea, 321 nucleotides long. Lineage: Eukaryota; Viridiplantae; Streptophyta; Magnoliopsida; Brassicales; Brassicaceae. The record is from the annotation of a RefSeq genome assembly.